Amaranthus tricolor (Joseph's coat) is the source of this 990-nucleotide messenger RNA. Its product is annotated as probable disease resistance protein At1g15890. Lineage: Eukaryota; Viridiplantae; Streptophyta; Magnoliopsida; Caryophyllales; Amaranthaceae. Gene Ontology annotation, molecular function: ADP binding. The transcript has a single exon. Bases 1 to 990 code for a protein of 329 amino acids. The record is from RefSeq and is a predicted model, not a curated record.
AUGAAAACAACAAGAUUAACCCGAAAAGCCCAUGACAUCAGAUCAGAGGCAUCUGCUGCAGAGCAUCAGACCCUUCGCCAAGUGAAGGCAGAAGUACGAAAUUGGUUGGAAAAUGUGCAGACUGUGGAUAACCAAGUUAAGGAUAUUCUGGAGCAGGCAGGAAGAGAUAUGAACAUUUUUGUAGAUUUCUUUUAUCGCGCAUGGUUAGGGAUCGUUCAUGUCGACAAGAAACUUCAGCAAGUAGAACAACUCUUGGAUACUGGAACGUCUUUACAGACUGCUCCGUUGAUAUCUAAUGUAAGACCGGAGCUUCCUUAUCUGACUUCCAACCUAAUAGGUAGCGAAGCAUUCGGUAAUAUCAAGAAAGUGUUGGAGUUUAUAAAAUCAGAUCGGAUAUCAUGUAUUGGUGUUCAUGGAGCACAAGGUACAGGCAAAACAGAAAUCGUUAAGCAUAUCUACAACCGACUAUUAGUAAACACGAAUGUUUAUUAUGUACAAAUUAGGGAGAAUAUCACGAACCAUGAGUUGUCGACCAUGAUUGCUCGAACACUUGGGUUAGAAUUAGCUGAAGAGGAUGAAGGUAGGCGGCCUGAUUUUUUAUACAGAGCUUUGAGAAGUAAAGGGAAAUUUGUUCUUAUACUAGAUGGUUUAAUAAGAGAUUUCAGAUCAUUUGAAGUAGGUAUCCCUGUGCAUCCAAAUGGGGGAAAAUUGAUUUUCACUACACGGUCACCAAAUGUUUCGCGAAGAAUGGAGUCACAAGAAACAAUCGAGCUGCAGCCGUUGUCAGAAGAUGAAGCACAUGAGCUGUUUCGAAAAGAGGUGCAGAUGAGUGAAUAUGACUCGGAAGAAAUGGAAGGCGUAGCACAUCGUAUCUUACAACAAUGUGGGAAUGUACCUGGCGUUAUUAUUCGUAUAGCAGAUAUGUUGAAAAGGGAACAUGAUAUCCAUGUAUGGUGGAACACUUUGGAUGAACUGCAACAACACUUGUAG